This is a messenger RNA of Penicillium roqueforti, 1251 nucleotides long. RefSeq lists its product as uncharacterized. Lineage: Eukaryota; Fungi; Ascomycota; Eurotiomycetes; Eurotiales; Aspergillaceae. Bases 1 to 1251 code for a protein of 416 amino acids. The transcript has 6 exons. The record is from RefSeq and is a predicted model, not a curated record.
AUGACCAGCUUCGAUCCCUCAAAGCCCAUCAAUGACCCGAGUGUCUGGUAUCCAAAGGGCCUAUUUCUUGACAACAAAACGAAGAAGAUUACUGCUUUCAGCGCCGAGCAGGAUGACGACAAGACAUUCCUCUUGGAUGAUGAAAAUAUGGUAGCUCUCAGUAGAUUCCUAUGGACUGGAAAGUUGCUCCCAACCGACCGCGAGACCUACAUCAGAGUCUUGGGUCUCACUGACACCAACGAGAUGAGUGACAAGGUUUGGAAAGAGGUGGACAACCUACUCGGAACCUAUACCGAGGUGUCGAGCAGUUGUACCACCUUCCAGGAAGUUACCUGGAAUGGCCUUGUGGACCUCUCGGGUACGAUCAAAACAUAUGCCACAUUAGCAGGGGGAACAAGCGACAGCUCAUAUUAUCGAGGCAUGUUAGAAUGGAUUGGACAGUAUAACGACGAAAUGGAAAAGGCAUCCCCCGAUCAAAAGACUCUUGAUGAUUUGGAAUCGAGUAUCAAAGGUGCUAUCAACGGCGAGGAGAAGAAGAUUUCAUCUAUCCAGGACAAAAUCGCAGAGACCCUGAGUGCCUUGAAACAGUUUCAUGAUGACUGUAAGGCGUACGAGUCUACUCUCGAGGGCGAUGAAAAGAGCCUAAAAUCGCUUCUUGAGGAGGAGGGUAAUGAUAUAGAGCAUUUGACGGCUGUUAUUGCGGAGGAAAGGAAGAAUAUCCAGGACCUACAAGUGGCUAUUGACAGAGACCACGAUAAGAUCAAAGAUACUGCCUACUACGUCUGGAUACCGUUCAUUGGCACCAUUGCUGGUGUCACAGUUGAUAUUCUCGCCGAAAGUGACAUCAAACGGCUGGAGGCGAGCAUGAAAAAGAUUCAAGAGACGAUCGAUGCAAAUGUAGAAAAGCUACAGAUUGCUGUUCGGCUACAAGGCGAUAUACAAUCCAUGGGAGCCCAAGUCACAGAUAUCAUCAAUGUGAUUGGACCUGCUGUCGAAACGCUCGAGCUGCUUCAGGGCGCUUGGGCUCUGAUGGCCGCCGACCUUACUACAGUCUACGACUUAUUUGAAAGUGACAAGCAGGAGAUUCCGCCCAUGCUACUUGUAGACAGGGAGCUGAAAACGAUUGUUGAUGCUUGGAAUGAGUUGAAAACCCACGCGGAUGAGUAUAUCGCUCAUGCUUUUAUGACCACCGAUCCAGAGAAAGUCACCAUUCAGGAUUAUCUAAAUCAGCUGGACGCUCGGCUAAAGUAG